Molecule: messenger RNA, 1911 nt
Organism: Nerophis lumbriciformis (worm pipefish)
Lineage: Eukaryota; Metazoa; Chordata; Actinopteri; Syngnathiformes; Syngnathidae
Source: RefSeq, a predicted model, not a curated record
AUGGCACUGUACAAUUUCAAGAAAAUCAUGGUGGUUCCCACCGCCAAGGAUUUCAUUGACAUCACCUUAUCCAAAACUCAAAGGAAGACACCCACGGUGAUACACAAGCAUUACCAAAUCCACCGCAUCCGACAUUUUUACAUGCGCAAGGUGAAGUUCACGCAACAAAACUACCACGAUCGCCUCACGCAGAUCCUCACCGACUUCCCGAAACUUGACGACAUCCAUCCCUUUUACGCCGACCUGAUGAACGUGCUUUACGACAAAGAUCAUUACAAGCUGGCUUUGGGUCAGAUCAACAUCGCCAAGAAUUUAAUUGACAACGUGGCCAAGGACUACGUGCGCCUGAUGAAAUACGGAGAUUCUCUUUAUAGAUGCAAGCAGCUGAAGCGAGCCGCUUUGGGUCGCAUGUGUACCAUUUUGAAGCGCCAGAAGUCCAGCUUGGAGUACCUGGAGCAAGUGCGUCAACAUCUGUCCCGUCUGCCCUCCAUUGACCCAAACACCAGGACCCUACUUCUGUGCGGGUAUCCUAACGUGGGCAAGUCUAGUUUCAUCAACAAGGUGACGCGAGCAGAUGUGGACGUGCAGCCUUACGCUUUCACCACCAAGUCGCUGUUUGUGGGUCACAUGGAUUACAGAUACCUGCGCUGGCAGGUGGUGGACACCCCCGGGAUCCUGGACCACCCACUGGAAGAGCGCAACACCAUCGAAAUGCAGGCCAUCACGGCUCUGGCCCACCUACGAGCGGCCGUGCUGUACGUCAUGGACACGUCGGAGCAGUGCGGCCACACGCUGCCUCAGCAACUGGAGCUCUUCAACAACAUCCGACCGCUCUUCGCCAACAAGCCGCUCAUCGUUGUGGCCAACAAAUGUGACGUGAAGAAGAUCGCCGAGCUGUCCGAGGAGGAUCAGAAAAUGUUUGCGGACUUGGUUGCGGACGGCAUCUCCGUCAUCGAGACUAGCACGCUGACCGAGGAGGGUGUCAUCCAGGUCAAGAAUGAGGCUUGCGACCGGCUCCUGGCCCACCGUGUGGACAACAAAAUGAAGGGCAAGAAGGUUCACGACGUUCUCAACAGGCUACACCUGGCCAUUCCCACCAAGAGAGACGACAAGGAGAGACCGCCAUUCAUCCCGGAAGGAGCUUUGAUGCGCAAAAGAGCCAUGGAGGUGGAUGCUCCGAAACGCAAACUGGAGAAAGAUCUGGAGAUGGAAAUGGGCGACGACUACAUUCUGGACCUUCAGAAAUACUGGGACCUGAUGAACGAUGACGAGAAGCACGACAAGAUCCCCGAAGUGUGGGAGGGCCACAACAUUGCCGACUACAUCGACCCCGCCAUCAUGAAGAAACUGGAAGACCUGGAGAAAGAAGAGGAGCUGAAGGAACGCGCCGGCGAGUACGACUCGGACGACGAGAGCGAAGACGAGGAGAUGCAGGAGAUCCGUGCCAUGGCCCGGCAGAUCCGCGAGAAGAAGCACCUCAUGAUCUUGAAGUCCAAAGAGAAGGAUGUACACGGACCGCGAAUGCCCAGAACCUCCGCCAAGGUGGAGAGGAAGACGUUGGAGAAAGAGAUGGGCGACCUCGGUUUGGACAUGAGCGACAAAAACGAAAGUCACUACGCCCAGCAGGCCCGUCGCUCUCGCAGCAUCACCAGGAAAAGAAAGCGCGAAGCUUCGCUGGCGGCGCCGUCCGUUUCCAAGACGCGCAGCCAGAGCGCCUCCCGUCCUCCUCGAGACCAGUCCGGAUUACGAGACGCAAAGAUGGUGAAGAAGACCAAGAAGAUGAUGAAGAACUCCCAGAAAGGCAUGAACCGCCAAGGCAAGAAGGGCGAGUCGGACCGUCACGUGUUUGACCUGAAACCCAAACACCUGCUGGCGGGAAAGAGGAAAUCAGGAUCCACCAGUCGCCGUUGA